AGAGAGAGAGAGAGGGUUAGCGCAUCCUUCGUCUCUCCCGCUAGUCUCUCCCAGGGGCAGAGACAGGGGCAGCAGCCACCCCUAUCAACUCCACCAUCUUUUGCAUGUGUAACAUUUGCAGCCGGACGGGCAGCCUCUCCCAGGGCUAUGGAGACUGCGGGAAAAAUCCCGGCUCUCAGGAUGGGUUGCUGAAAAAAAAAUCCAACCUCCCCAAGCCCCCCCAAAUCCGCACAUCCCCACCUCUUCUCCCUCCCUUGGGUGUGAGCUCUUUUCAUUUUUUUUUUUUUUUUUUUGGUGGUUUGGUUUGGUUUUUAGCGCCAUCGUCCUCGAUGCCUCUCUGAGCAGCAUCUGAGCAGAGAGGGACCGACAGAGAGAGAGAGAGAGAGAGCCAGAGAGAGAGAGAGCACCCGCCGGAGAGAGGAAAAAAGAAGAUGAGGAUUAUUUGCAGACAGAUUGUCUUGUUGUUUUCUGGAUUUUGGGGGCUGGCAAUGGGGGCUUUUCCGAGCAGCGUUCAAAUAGGUGGUCUCUUCAUCAGGAACACAGAUCAGGAAUAUACUGCUUUUCGAUUAGCAAUUUUUCUUCAUAACACCAGCCCCAAUGCUUCGGAAGCACCUUUUAAUUUGGUUCCUCAUGUGGACAACAUUGAGACAGCCAACAGCUUCGCUGUAACAAAUGCCUUCUGCUCCCAGUAUUCUAGAGGAGUUUUUGCCAUUUUUGGAUUAUACGAUAAGAGGUCUGUCCACACGCUGACCUCGUUUUGCAGCGCCUUGCACAUCUCCCUCAUCACACCGAGUUUCCCCACCGAGGGGGAGAGUCAGUUCGUGCUGCAGUUGAGACCUUCUCUCCGGGGAGCACUCCUGAGUCUGUUGGAUCACUACGAAUGGAACCGCUUCGUCUUUCUGUACGACACGGACAGGGGAUACUCGAUACUUCAAGCAAUCAUGGAAAAAGCGGGACAAAACGGUUGGCAGGUCAGUGCCAUUUGCGUGGAAAACUUUAACGACGCCAGCUACAGGCGACUUCUCGAGGAUCUGGACCGAAGACAAGAAAAGAAAUUUGUGAUAGACUGUGAAAUAGAGAGACUUCAGAAUAUUUUAGAGCAGAUUGUGAGUGUUGGAAAGCAUGUUAAAGGCUACCAUUACAUCAUUGCAAACCUGGGAUUCAAGGAUAUUUCUCUGGAGAGGUUUAUGCAUGGAGGAGCCAACGUAACGGGAUUUCAGUUAGUAGAUUUCAGUACUCCUAUGGUAACCAAACUCAUGCAGCGCUGGAAAAAACUGGACCAGAGAGAGUAUCCUGGAUCUGAAACUCCUCCAAAGUACACAUCGGCUCUGACUUACGAUGGGGUUCUUGUGAUGGCAGAAACUUUUCGCAACCUUAGACGACAGAAAAUUGACAUUUCAAGACGAGGGAAUGCAGGAGAUUGCCUCGCAAAUCCUGCUGCCCCUUGGGGGCAAGGGAUUGAUAUGGAGAGGACCCUCAAACAGGUUCGAAUUCAAGGAUUGACUGGCAAUGUUCAGUUUGACCACUACGGACGUAGAGUCAACUACACAAUGGAUGUAUUUGAGCUGAAGAACACGGGCCCUAGAAAGGUUGGUUACUGGAAUGAUAUGGAUAAGCUUGUCUUGAUUCAAGAUGUACCCACACUCGGCAAUGAUACCGCGGCCAUCGAGAACCGAACAGUUGUUGUAACCACAAUUAUGGAAUCUCCAUAUGUUAUGUUCAAGAAAAACCAUGAAAUGUUUGAGGGGAAUGACAAGUAUGAAGGCUACUGUGUAGAUCUUGCAUCUGAAAUUGCAAAACAUAUUGGUAUCAAAUACAAAAUUGCCAUUGUUCCCGAUGGAAAAUACGGAGCAAGGGAUGCAGAGACAAAGAUCUGGAAUGGGAUGGUGGGAGAACUAGUUUAUGGGAAAGCAGAGAUCGCCAUCGCCCCUCUGACAAUCACUUUGGUCCGUGAAGAGGUCAUUGACUUUUCCAAACCUUUUAUGAGUUUGGGUAUAUCCAUUAUGAUCAAAAAACCCCAGAAAUCUAAACCAGGUGUCUUCUCCUUCCUGGAUCCUUUGGCCUACGAGAUCUGGAUGUGCAUAGUUUUUGCCUAUAUUGGGGUCAGCGUGGUGCUGUUUCUGGUUAGCCGCUUUAGCCCUUAUGAGUGGCACACAGAAGAACCAGAGGAUGGAAAGGAAGGACUAAGUGACCAGCCUCCUAAUGAGUUCGGCAUUUUUAACAGCCUCUGGUUUUCCCUGGGUGCCUUCAUGCAGCAAGGAUGUGAUAUUUCGCCAAGAUCCCUCUCAGGUCGCAUUGUUGGAGGUGUAUGGUGGUUCUUUACGCUCAUCAUCAUCUCAUCGUACACUGCUAACCUCGCUGCUUUCUUGACUGUUGAGAGAAUGGUCUCCCCAAUAGAAAGCGCUGAAGAUCUGGCCAAACAAACUGAAAUUGCGUACGGAACCCUGGACUCAGGAUCAACAAAAGAAUUCUUCAGAAGAUCCAAAAUAGCAGUGUACGAAAAGAUGUGGACCUACAUGAAAUCCGCAGAGCCAUCCGUGUUCACGAGGACUACAGCCGAGGGAGUAGCUCGGGUCCGCAAAUCCAAGGGCAAAUUUGCCUUCCUCCUGGAGUCUACUAUGAAUGAAUACAUUGAGCAGCGAAAGCCGUGUGACACCAUGAAAGUGGGAGGAAAUCUGGAUUCGAAAGGCUAUGGAGUAGCAACGCCCAAGGGUUCCCCAUUAAGAACUCCUGUAAACCUUGCCGUUUUGAAACUCAGUGAGGCAGGCGUCUUAGACAAGCUGAAAAACAAAUGGUGGUACGAUAAAGGUGAAUGUGGACCCAAGGACUCUGGAAGCAAGGACAAGACGAGUGCCUUGAGUCUGAGCAACGUAGCUGGAGUCUUCUACAUUCUGGUUGGAGGCUUGGGCUUGGCAAUGCUGGUGGCUUUGAUAGAAUUCUGUUACAAGUCCAGGGCAGAGGCAAAGCGAAUGAAGCUGACCUUUUCCGAAGCCAUAAGAAACAAAGCCAGAUUAUCCAUCACAGGAAGCGUCGGAGAAAACGGCCGGGUAUUGACUCCCGAUUGCCCAAAGGCCAUCCACGCUGGAACUGCAAUUAGACAGAGUUCAGGAUUGGCGGUAAUUGCAUCGGACCUACCAUAAAAACCAAAAAAAUAAUCGAGUGCCUUAAUUAAACUGUGUUCAUGACUGAUGGAAACACAGCACAGACUGUCAAGACAUGGGAGCGUCAUUGACGAACUACUGAUUCGGCUGAGAUGGGGAAGGACGUCCGGAUGCGCCAGAUAUCAUCAGCAACAAAGUGUGCAUGAGCUCAGCUCGGAAACCCAAACUCAGAUUUUAUAUCAGGAAAAUUCAUAAUUUAGAUUUGGGGGUGCGUGGGAGGGGGCUGCGAGGGGUAUAUUAACAGCAACAAAUUUCACUCGAGUGGACUUUAAACUAAUGAGACUUGCCAGUUAGCGCAUUCAACUGUGAAGGACAUACUCGGAAAGGACAACUCUUUGGCCUCGGUCUUGACCCGGAGGGGUAAAAUAGCUCUCGACGUCAAUGAACAUGCUAACCUGUGUCUCCAGAACAUCCGUAUAUUCAAUGGAAGAAUAUCCAGCUGUGGAAACGAAUCACAAAACUGUGAUAAGAAAAUAAUAAACAAACGUGUAAAUCCUGUGAAAAAGUUAAAAGAAAUUAUUUACAUUUUCUUUGAAAAAAGAGGAAUAUUGAAACAUGCUUGCUUUUUAACUGAUGUAAAUUCGGUAGAAGACAACACAGUUCUUUUUUCUAACCAUCUUAGGGAACAAUUCAUUGCAAUAAUUGAUAUAAAUGCCAUCACUGUAAUAAAGAUCAGAGACUUUUUUUA
This is a messenger RNA of Tachyglossus aculeatus (Australian echidna), 3849 nucleotides long. It is a transcript of the gene GRIA4, whose product is annotated as glutamate ionotropic receptor AMPA type subunit 4. Gene Ontology annotation, cellular component: AMPA glutamate receptor complex; dendritic spine; plasma membrane. The record is from RefSeq and is a predicted model, not a curated record. The transcript is spliced from 16 exons. Gene Ontology annotation, molecular function: transmitter-gated monoatomic ion channel activity involved in regulation of postsynaptic membrane potential; AMPA glutamate receptor activity. The coding region runs from base 432 to 3140 and encodes 902 amino acids. Lineage: Eukaryota; Metazoa; Chordata; Mammalia; Monotremata; Tachyglossidae. Gene Ontology annotation, biological process: synaptic transmission, glutamatergic; modulation of chemical synaptic transmission; monoatomic ion transport.